AUGCUGAAAAUCAAAAAGUGUGAAUUCAACACAAUCACUGUUAAAUAUUUAGGAAUGAUUUACUCAACAGAAGGACUACAAAUUCCAUCAGAAAAAGUUAACGCAAUUAUUAACUGGUCUAUGCCAAUUAAUAUCACUGGAAUCCAAGGAUUCCUGGGACCUAUAAUAAAAAUACUGAAAAAAGAAUAA
Messenger RNA from Talaromyces rugulosus, 189 nucleotides. RefSeq lists its product as uncharacterized. NCBI's taxonomy places the organism in Eukaryota, Fungi, Ascomycota, Eurotiomycetes, Eurotiales, Trichocomaceae. The transcript is spliced from 2 exons. The record is from RefSeq and is a predicted model, not a curated record. The coding region runs from base 1 to 189 and encodes 62 amino acids.